Molecule: messenger RNA, 3726 nt
Organism: Vanessa tameamea
Lineage: Eukaryota; Metazoa; Arthropoda; Insecta; Lepidoptera; Nymphalidae
Gene: Prp39
Product: pre-mRNA-processing factor 39
Exons: 16
Coding region: 185-3139 (984 amino acids)
Biological process (GO): RNA processing; mRNA 5'-splice site recognition
Cellular component (GO): U2-type prespliceosome; U1 snRNP; commitment complex
Molecular function (GO): pre-mRNA 5'-splice site binding; protein binding
Source: RefSeq, a predicted model, not a curated record
UUUACCCAGUUAAACCAUAGGUUAUAACGUUAUUAAAAUUCCCGACUCUCAUAUCUAUAAAAGUAGAAAGGUAGCGAUUAUAAGUAUAAUUUGCGUUUAAGUUACUUUUGGAGUUCUUUUGUUGAUUUUUAAGUGUAAUUAACGUGUCUAAGAUUAUUAUUAACACUAACAAUAAUAUUAAAUAAUGGACGAUGAAGCCAGCUCUGAUUUACAGAAAUGUUUAUCAGAUGGCCAAAUGGAUACCGACGAAGGUCCACUAAUCAAUGAAAAUUCGAAUGGUUUGUCACAUUUAUUGACUGACGGGGAAUUCAGUGUUGACGCUGUGGUUGUUGACGAGUCGUCUGCGUCGAAUCAGGCUUUUCUUAACGCGGUAGAACUGUCGGCGGGCAGCGUUGGCGAUUAUUUAGAUAAUAAUACGGUGGGCUUUAACACCGAUUCUUUCGAUGUCGGCGACAAUGCUGUCAACUUCCCCAGCGAUUCUAUGAAUAACGUGCUUUCUGACGGAGACACUCGUUUGAGUGAUACGUUCAAAACUACCUCUGAUACUGAUUUAGAUCUCUCAGAGGCACCGAAGACUGAAACAGAGCCACCUAGUGAGCCAGAUUUAAAUAAUGAGAUAGAAAGUGAAGCAAUUUCUGCUUCUUCUGAGGAUGUGAUAAAACAUAACGACAUUACUAUGGAGACGACGCAAGAUAACAAUGACGAAAUAACAAAUGAUAUUCCUGAGAAAGUCAAUUCAUCAGAAGAUGAAUCUUCCAAGCAAUUAGAAAAAAAGAGUUCAGAAGAUGAAAUUUUAUUUAGCAAUAAUAAAAUACCUGAUAUGCAGGAAAAUGUUACAAGAGAAAAAGAAGUUAAAUUAGAAGAUAGUGCAGCUUCCAAAAUUGACUUAAACGAAAAUACUGAAGAACAACAACAAUUCACCAAAUUACAACCUGAUAUUGAAAAAGAGGAAAAUAAAAAGGUGGGUGGUGCAGAAGAAACGGAAGUGGUGUCUGAAGAUGAACUACCAGCAGUUCAAAAGCCAAGUGUAAAAGAUGCAGAAAAUGUCUCUGAUGAUGAGUUACCUGGACCCAAACCGGCAGAACUACCGGCCGAUACAGAGGUUGUGUCUGAAGAUGAACUGCCAGCAUCAAAGAAGGAAUCUCGAAAACGAAAAACUGGAGAAGAAAGAGAUGGAUAUGACCCUGGUUCUCCAACAUCUGAGGGUGAAUCAGCGGGAAAAAAACAGGCAGUAGCUAAGAAUGGCGAAAGCAAACCAGUGCCUUCUGAAAAGAGGUCAUCAGUCGAUGAAAAACCCAAAAAGAAGGCUCUCCCAGAACUUGACAAAUACUGGAAGGUUGUCAAUGAUGACCCAACAGACUUUACAGGAUGGACAUAUUUGCUACAAUAUGUUGAUCAAGAAAGCGACGUGGAGGCGGCGCGGGAGGCCUACGACGCCUUCUUGUCGCACUACCCCUACUGCUACGGCUACUGGCGCAAAUACGCUGACUAUGAAAAGCGUAAAGGAAGUAAAAAGAAGUGUCUCGAGGUGUUGGAAAGGGGGCUUAAAGCUAUUCCGCUAUCGGUCGACCUUUGGAUUCACUAUCUCAAUCACGUUAAGUCGACGAGGACCGAAGACCACGUCUACAUUCGGUCGCAGUACGAGCGGGCCAUAGAGGCUUGCGGUCUGGAGUUCCGCUCGGAUCGUCUUUGGGAGUCGUAUAUCAAGUGGGAAGCCGAGAACGGCUCUGCUUUGCAAGUCACCAACAUCUACGAUCGAUUGCUAUCCACGCCAACUCUCGGUUACACUUCGCAUUUCGACAACUUCCAGGAGCAUGUGAUGUCGGAACCCGUGUCGGGGGCAGUGUCCCGCGCGGAGCUCGUGCGCCUGCGCGGGGAGGUGCGCGACGCCGCGCCCACGCAGCCCUCCCUCGACCUGCCGCCCGGGGAGGACGAGCCGCUCGACCACGUCGCAUCCGAAGAGGAGGCGCAGGCGAUAAAGGAACGCAUUAUUGCCGCGCGUAGGAAAAUACACAAAGCGACCGGCGAGGAGGUCGCCGCCAGGUGGACAUUCGAAGAGGGGAUAAAGCGUCCCUAUUUUCACGUGAAGCCAUUAGAAAGAUGUCAGUUGAAAAAUUGGAAAGCAUACCUAGAAUGGGAGAAGCAAAACGGUUCACUCAAGAGAGCAUUAGUACUACACGAGCGCUGCUUGAUCGCGUGUGCCCUUUAUGAAGAGUUUUGGAUGCGGUUGAUAAAGUUCCUAGAGGAGCGUAUUCCGUCUGACCCCGAGCUGGUGGCCGUGGAGCGCGAAGUGCUGGAGCGAGCGUGCGGCGUUCACCAUCUGGACAAACCUGACCUGCACCUGCACUGGGCCCAGUUUGAGGAAGCGCAGGGGAACGCCGGUCGUGCCGCUGAAAUACUCGAGCGCAUAGAGAAAACAUGCCCUAACCUUGUGCAGAUUCAAUAUAGGCGGAUAAACCUAGAACGUCGUCGCGGUGACUACGACAAGUGUAUUCAGUUAUAUGAAGCUUACAUAUCUUCAGCUAAGAAUAAAUCGGUAGCUUCGGCAAUGGCGAUUAAAUACGCACGUUUCCUGUUUCACGUGAAGCAGGACAAACUCGCCGCCAGAAAGGCUCUCAAUGACGCGAUCGCAAAGGAUCCCUUGAACGCUCGUUUGCAUAUGCAGCGUUUGGAUUUAGCUCUCCAUACGCCCGACACGCCGUACGAGGAACUCGAAGAAUUGGUGAUGAGUUACGAGAAGCAGGAGGGUGCGGAAGUGGAGACGUGCGCGGCGCUGGCGGUGCGACGGCGCGAGCUGGCCGAGGAGCUCGGGCCCGUGGCGGCCGCGCGCGCCGCGCACCUGCACGCGCGCGCCGCGCACAAGCACCUUCGCAAGCGAGCGCGCGCCAACAAGCACGACGCGCCGGCGCACCACCAGGCUUCGACCGAUGGUUCCAAGAAGAAGGAGAGCUGCACGACGACGCCGAGCACCGCUACGACGAGCAGCACCAGUACGUACUAUCAGACUCAGGCGGCGACCGCUCAGUCGUACGACCAGUCGUACGCGCAGCCCUACACGCCGCCCUGGGGCUACCAGCAGCCGCCGGGCCCAUAUCAGCACCAUCCGCAUCCCUGGCCGCAAUAUCCUAACUACUACUAGCGACGCCAGACUCUACGAACUUUGUUAUGUCUAGCGAUUACACUCAAGUGUAUUUCUCAUUACGCCACCGUAUUUUAUAUCUUUAUUAAUGACUUAAUCAUAAGUAUGAAAGAUUACUUAAAUUGUAAACAAAAAUUUUAUUUGAAUAUAUUAAAAGCUGAUUUCUAUAGAUGUAUUUACAAUAGCCUUUCUCGGUUUACAAUUAACUCGAUAGUUUUGCUGUCUGAAAAUAUUACUGUACUUGCUAGUACUACAUUCAUCACUUCAUUUGGCAACGCCGGACGAAGAUUUUGAUGAAUAUCUUAAUCAUGUGCUAACUCGUACAAUUAUACGACGGUUUAUGUCCAUGUGUAAGCCGCACUUAUUAAAAUGUAUUAUAUAAAUACUCGGCGCUUAUUUCCUAAAUUAAAUGAAACGAAAUUAAUGUAGUGGCUGUUAAACAGAUAUAAUAGGUAAAUAAAAUGAUAAUAGGGAGAUGUAAUGUUUUUCAAUAAAAUACUUUUUCUAAUUUGCUAAUUACACGAAAUAUUUUAAAAUAAGCUAUGUGUCACGUGUUAUAGAUUCCAAAUAAAACAUGAAUGAAAUUA